Messenger RNA from Exophiala spinifera, 663 nucleotides. RefSeq lists its product as uncharacterized. The coding region runs from base 1 to 663 and encodes 220 amino acids. Lineage: Eukaryota; Fungi; Ascomycota; Eurotiomycetes; Chaetothyriales; Herpotrichiellaceae. The transcript is spliced from 3 exons. The record is from RefSeq and is a predicted model, not a curated record.
AUGGCAUCCACCGAAAUGUCAGAGAGGGUCCCGGAAGCCCCACGACCAAAGCUAAAGGUUGUGGAAUCGAGAACGGAGUAUGAGAGUGACACCGACGAUGAGAUGUCUUUUGAGAUGCUCUUGGAGAGUAUCGAAACGAAAAAAGCAAAACGUCGACAGCUUGUCCCCCAAGUGCCCUUGGAUUCAACAGCGUACUCGUACCCGUACUCUGUUGAUCGACACACUCCUUCACUUGUCGAUGGCUCAGACGGCAACUCCAACCUUCAAAACAUGACGGUCAACACCGGUCACCAUGCCACAGCGGCCAAGACCCGACAAAUUCCCAUACACCUGGACCCGUAUAUGGCUGCCUCACAGGAUGAUGAGGACGGUUGGACGACCAUUACAUCGGACGAAGUCGCAGAAGCACUGGCUGACAACACCCAUGCUAAUCCAACGCCGCCGCCCACCCGAAACCCGGCUGCCGGUGUGCAAAGUACGACCACCCGUGAAGUUGUAGGGACAUCAGUUAUACGCCGGAUGAUCAGGCACAUCAACAAUGGAAUAUCGGUGGAAGAAGUCGCGAGGAGAUAUCGUGUCCGUGGUCGACCCUCGAACCUCGUCGAGGACAUUGCGCGGUUUGCAGCCCAGAGAGAUGCCGAUGCUCCAAACGCUGGUGUUUGA